Molecule: messenger RNA, 1360 nt
Organism: Rhinopithecus roxellana (golden snub-nosed monkey)
Lineage: Eukaryota; Metazoa; Chordata; Mammalia; Primates; Cercopithecidae
Gene: TMEM60
Product: transmembrane protein 60
Exons: 2
Coding region: 715-1116 (133 amino acids)
Source: RefSeq, a predicted model, not a curated record
AUUUCCCUCCUAACCCGUGACAGUAGAGAGGCGGGACAAAUGGGGCUUUUUAUUGCCGCCUUUCUGUCCAACCCGAAAGUUAGGAAAGGUCGGUUGGUUUACACUGGAGGACAAAUGGUCCAAUUACCGCGGAAAAGGGACCUCUGAAUCCAGAUUGGCGUCCUCCCUACCUAUAAGAUAGGCUCAGGGGCGGUGAGAACCAGCCCCGGAUGUGGGCGCGGCACUGAGGUAGGACUGAGAGAUCCUAUACCGCAGUGUUUUGGGGAGGCGGAACUGAAUUUUUUUCUUAAUUAUCAUGUGACGGGUUCUGGAUUUAAUGGGGGGAAAAGUGCGGAAAAGGACAAGGAUCCAAACUGGCGAAUUUCCUGAUCUUCGCGUCUCUCUCCGCUCUCCGGCCGGCGGCGCUGCCAGGUGAGUCUGGGGCUCUGCCCUAGCCCGCACGGUAAAGCGGUGCUGGUCUCCUGAUGCUUCCGUGGGCUGUGCGGCCGACCCCCAGCCCAUCACACAGCCAGCCCCCAACGCGCACAUGCCUGCUUGGCUCCAGGGCUUCUGUGCGCAUCCAGCAGGAACCGUGGUGAACUCCAACGUGUGCUGGGCCCACAGCCCAUAAAAGGGGAGCGUCCGGGUGGGGCGCCGCGAGCCGACUGUUGGUGUUUGCAGAAGGGGUGUAUUUCCUUUUUUUCGAUCCUGCAACAGCCUCUUUAAACUGUUUAAAUGAGAAUGUCCUUGGCUCAGAGAGUACUACUCACCUGGCUUUUCACAUUACUCUUCUUGAUCAUGUUGGUGUUGAAACUGGAUGAGAAAGCACCUUGGAACUGGUUCCUCAUAUUUAUUCCAGUCUGGAUAUUUGAUACUAUCCUUCUUGUCAUGCUGAUUGUGAAAAUGGCUGGGCGGUGUAAGUCUGGCUUUGACCCUCGACAUGGAUCACACAAUAUUAAAAAAAAAGCCUGGUACCUCAUUGCAAUGUUACUUAAAUUAGCCUUCUGCCUCGCACUCUGUGCUAAACUGGAACAGUUUACUACCAUGAAUCUAUCCUAUGUCUUCAUUCCAUUAUGGGCCUUGCUGACUGGGGCUUUAACCGAACUUGGAUAUAACGUCUUUUUUGUGAGAGACUGACUUUUAAGUACAUCAUCUCAUUUCUAUUGCUGUUCAACAAGUUACCAUUAAAGUGUUCUGAAUCUUUCAAGCUUCAAGAAUACCAGAGAACUGAGGGAAAAUAACAAAUGUAGUUUUAUACUACUUCCAUAAAACAGGAUUGGUGAAUCACAGACUUCUAGUCAACCUACAGCUUAAUUAUUCAGUAUUUGAGUUAUUGAGAUCCUUAUUGUCUCUAUGUAAAUAAAGUUUGUUUUGGACCUCA